Molecule: messenger RNA, 3645 nt
Organism: Moesziomyces antarcticus
Lineage: Eukaryota; Fungi; Basidiomycota; Ustilaginomycetes; Ustilaginales; Ustilaginaceae
Product: pX domain containing protein
Exons: 2
Coding region: 1-3645 (1214 amino acids)
Biological process (GO): protein retention in Golgi apparatus; retrograde transport, endosome to Golgi
Cellular component (GO): endosome
Molecular function (GO): phosphatidylinositol binding
Source: RefSeq, a predicted model, not a curated record
AUGAAGGUGCUCAUUACCGGCGCGUCUGGUCUGCUGGGACGCGCGGUCCAUCAGCUCUGCACCGAAAAGAGCUACGACACCAAGGCCCUCGCAUUCACCCGCUCCGAUCCCUCCAAGGGCCUCGUCAAGCUCGACCUCACCGACCCUGCCGCAGUCGAGUCGUGCCUCAAAGACUUUCAGCCCGACGUCGUUGUCCAUACCGCUGCAGAGCGACGUCCUGAUGUUGUCGAAAAUGACCCUGCCGCCUCGCACGCCAUCAAUGUUGAGGCCCCCGCCUCCAUCGCAACGCUCGCCUCGCAGCUCGACAAGCCGCCCAUCCUCAUCAACAUCUCCACCGACUAUGUCUUUGACGGCUCCAAACCUCCGUACAGCGUCGAUGAUGCCCCCAACCCGCUGAAUGCUUACGGCGUCAGCAAGCUCCAGGGCGAGCGCGCUGUGGCCGAGCAUGCAAAGCCCGGCCACUUUACCAACCUCCGCGUGCCUGUCCUCUACGGCAGGACCAUCACCAACGACGAGUCCGCCGUCAAUGUGCUUCUCAACGCUAUCCAGCCUUCUGCAAGCUCAACCUCGCCCAAAAAGUGCGAUGCAUACGCCGUCAGGUAUCCCACCAACGUCGCAGAUGUCGCAGCUGCCAUCCUCAAGCUCGCCGAGGUGCACGCCGAGUCCGCAAAGGAGCUGCCACCCAUCACCCACUUCAGCGCCAAGGAGGCCAUGACAAAGUACGACAUGUGCAUGGUUCUCAGCCGAAUCGCCAACUCGGUCGGCUUCGAAACCCGCACCGACCUCCUCGACCCAGAAUACGAGGUGGAUCCCAUGGCCGCCACCGCUCGCCCACGUCACUGCAAGCUCGACACUUCGGUGCUGGAGGAGUAUGGGGUGCCAGUUACCUACACUUCUUUCGAGGACUGGUGGCGCCCUUACCUUGCAGAAACGUUCAAAACAAAACAAGAAGAGGAAGCAAGGAUAGCCGCUGAGGCAGAGGAGAAACGACGCAAGGACGAAGAGGAGCGCAAGAAGAGAGAAGCAGAGGAGGCGGCUGAGCGCGAGCGACAAGCAAAAGAAGAGCGCCGCAUUGCUGCCGAAAAGGCCGAGGCCGAUGCCAAGGCACGAGCAGAAGCUGAACAGAAGGCCCAGCAAGAAAAGGAGGCGCAAGAGGCAGAGCGCAAACGGCAGCAAGAAGAGCAAGCAUCGCAGGCCACAGAAGGGGAAGCCUCGAACGACUCGCAAGCAUUCAAAGCAGCAGAUUCAGAGGUCAACGAAGCCACCGCACCCAGCUCCUCCACCGAGCCAGCAGACGUUCAGAACAGCAUCGACCACGAGCCAGGCUCCCCACAUCCGUCGUUCAACUCACUGAAGGCGCGGCCAACGCCACCAGCCACCUCCGGCCUGCCAUCGCCCACCAGCACGCACCCUCCUUCCUCGAUCAAAAGCGGACACCGUCCCGACACGCCUCCGCAUCCGCACGACGGCACGCCGGCACGCUCGGCGGUCCCCAUCUCCACCACCGACGCCACACCCACCGGAUCCGUCAUCGACGAGAGCCCGCUCAAUCUCGCUGCCGCGCGCGAGAGGCAACGGCUCGGCUCGACGCUUCCGCAACGCUCGCUCAGUGCAAGCAGUGCGGCGCGACUCACCUCUCUCACCGACGAGAGCACCAUGUUUGGCGGCGCAGCGCGCAAGUCGAGCGUGUCCGGCGUUUCCCACCUCGACACGGCCGCUGCAGCGUCGCGUCACGCUCCACAAGACUCGGACGAGGACGGAUACGGCCAGCCCUCGCCGCGCACCAACCAGGCGAGCUUUCAGGAUACCAUCGUCAACGGCUCCCCAACGCCAGCAGGGCGCACGUCUGCGGACGGCAAUGCGGCGAGAAUGUCGGGCUCGAUCGGCUCGCUCGGCUCCUCGGCCCCCUCGCGCAUCUCUGCGGACGCCGAGCGCGCUCAGCCAGCUACCAGCAGCGGUGCUUUGCCCGCAUCGACAACGCAGCCGCGUCUGUACCACCGCCCCUCGUUCGAUCAGCUGCAAGACGCACGCGACCGCGAAGCGUACGAGCGGUUGCAUCGGCGCAACUGGACGUUCACCAUCAAGGUGGGCGACCCGCAGCGCAUCGGUGACCCCAUGACGGCGCACAUCGUCUACACCGUACGCACGCACACCGACUGUCCGAACUUUGGCUCGCCUCACUUUUCGGCGCUGCGGCGCUACCGCGACUUUCGCUGGCUGCACGCUGCGCUGGUGCAGAACAAUCCGGGCAUCAUCGUGCCGCCCGUGCCCGAGAAGGUGUCGAUCGGACGCUUCAAUGCCGAGCUCGUCGAGGCGCGCAGGAUCGGCCUCGAGACGUGCAUCAAUAAGAUCGCCAACCACCCGCUGCUGCAGCAGGACGACGACUUUCGGCUCUUCCUCGAGUCGGAGAACUUUGCGGCGGACGUCAAGCAGCGCGACAUGGUCAAGGGGCCCAUUGUGACGCCGGAGCAGAAGACGUACAAGAGCUGGGGCAGCGCAUUGCUGGGUAGCGUUGUGCCGUCCACUUCGUCGCUCUCGUCGGGGGCGCUAAGUGCGUACAGCUUCGAGGAGACGGACGAGUGGUUCAACGAGCAGAAGAUGUACCUCGACUCGCUCGAGAAUGCGCUCAAGGGGAUGGUCAAGGCGGUGUCGGCGCUGAGUACGCAGCGCAAGCACAUGGUGCAGUCGAUGCACGAUCUGACCAACGUGCUGACGACGCUGUCGGGGAGCAGUUUGAGCCGCUCGCUCAGCACGUGUUUCGCCGGGCUCGCCGAAGUCAAGCGCCGCGCCAUGGAGCUGGAAGAUGCACAGGCGGAGGCGGACGUUCGACAGCUGGGCACCACCAUGUACGAGUACGAACGUGUGGUGGGUAGCGUGCGCAAGGCGUUUAAGGUUCGUACCGAGGUGUGGGCGAAGUCGGCGCGCCAGGCAGACGAGCUGCGCAAGACACGUGUGCGGUUUGACAAGUACAAGGCGACCAACCCUUCUGCUGGCGGCGCACAGUUCCAGAGCCUCCUGGCCGAGGUCACCGAAGCAGAGAGCCGCGCACUCGAGGCUCAAAGGCUCUUCGAUACGGUUUCGGCCAGGUGCAAGGACGAGAUGGAGAGACUCGAUUUGGAGAGGGUGCUCGACUUUAAGCGUGCGGUCGCGGCGUGGCUGAAGGAUAUGAUUGCACGGCAGGAGGAGGUGGUCGCCGAGUGGAUCGCGUAUACCAACCUGCUCGGAAGACAGACGGGCGUCCAGGUGCUGGCUGCGCCCGAGACGCAAGGUGGUGAACAACAGCAGCAGCAACCGACGGCACAGCAACAAGAUCAGCAGCAGCAGCAGCAGCAACCGCAACCCGCAUCACAGCUGGCCUCUGCUCAGGCCGAAUCUCAGGAAGAGGCGGCGGCAUCUGGCAAUGCGCUGGAGGCGUCUUCGGAGGCGCCGUCGUCGGCCACGGAGGCACCAGCUGCUGUAGACGCGGUAAUCCCAACGACCGCGUCCGAGCCGGCCAGCGGCACCAAUGCCGGCGAAGCACAAUCUGCGACCGCGGAGGAAGCAACCGAGGCUGUCAACGAAGCGUCUUCACCUGCUAUUGCCGACGCACCCGCAGACGAGCCUUCCCCUGCUGCCGAAGACCCAACCCAGCCCACCGAAGCUUAG